This is a messenger RNA of Racocetra persica, 531 nucleotides long. The record is from the annotation of a GenBank genome assembly. Lineage: Eukaryota; Fungi; Glomeromycota; Glomeromycetes; Diversisporales; Gigasporaceae.
AUGGUCUUCUUUAAACAACCCUCGAAAUACUGGACCUUUGACACGAUUGCAGUACACUAUUACGACAACAACGUUUCCCGCAUUUUCGACCGUAUCAAGAAAGAUCUUGAACAACGUGCAAUAAUGGAAGAUUGUGAUGCUCAAAAAGCAAAAGAACUUUUGAAUUCAGAUUGGAAGGCACCCGUGAAGACACACGUUGCUAUUUAUCAAAUUAGGAACGAGGCUGCUGCUUCCACCUUUGCUGAUGGGGCAGAAUCAAUGACAAAAGUUCGUAAAGCGAUUCUUAGUGAUGUCGAUGCUAUUGCGUCAGGAUCAGUUACUAUUUCUAAGAAUUAUGAAAAGAAUGGAGGGGUCUUUAUGAGUGAUAGUACACCUGCUUAUAAUAAUGAAACUGGCAUUUCUGAUUAUGGAGAAAAGGAUACCAACUUAGUUCGUAAAUGGUGUAGUGAUGGAGAUGCUACACCAACUAAACGGACGAAACUAAAUGAUGAUCUAUCAAUAAAUUCAGAUUUUAACUUGGGAUCAAUUGAG